Xyrauchen texanus (razorback sucker) is the source of this 2018-nucleotide messenger RNA. Its product is annotated as condensin-2 complex subunit H2-like. The coding region runs from base 245 to 2017 and encodes 590 amino acids. The transcript is spliced from 19 exons. The record is from RefSeq and is a predicted model, not a curated record. Lineage: Eukaryota; Metazoa; Chordata; Actinopteri; Cypriniformes; Catostomidae. Gene Ontology annotation, cellular component: condensin complex; nucleus. Gene Ontology annotation, molecular function: chromatin binding. Gene Ontology annotation, biological process: mitotic sister chromatid separation; meiotic chromosome condensation.
CGCGGCAAAAACAAACUUUGACGCACGCGCGGCUUUUGUAGAUUUUGUUUUCGGUUACAAUUUAGUGAAGAAAACGGGUUAUUAUCAGAAAGCAACAGCAAACGUUUGUUUCUAUUGAGCAACUUUUGCUUAAUCGCAUACUAAAGGCGAGAAUGGAUUAUGUUUAUUAUCAUCUGGUCGGAGUUUCAGUGUUGUGAAGCUGUUGCUAGUUUUAAAACGGAUUUGCUGGGCAUUUUGGAAAUACAUGGAUUCUGCAGAGACCAGAUAUGCCCACCUGCUGCAGCCCUUGCGGGACCUAACUAAAAACUGGGACAUUGACCUGGCCAGCCAGCUCGGAGAGUAUCUAGAGGAGCUGGACCAGAUGACUAUUUCAUUUGAUGGUGGUAAAACUAUGAUGAACUUUGCAGAAGCUGCACUUCUAAUUCAAGGAUCGACAUGCAUCUAUGGUAGAAAGGUGGAGCUUCUACACACUCUUGUGUUUCAAACAUUGGACUACAUCUCUAACAAAAGCAAACGUGACAAACAAGGCUCUUCGGCAGAAGGGAACCAAGACAAAUCCCCUUCAGGCAACAAUGAUGAUGAUUGUGAGUUUGAUGAGAUUGAACAGGAUGAGAAUGCCAAAUCUCUGAAUAUAACAAUGAAAGUUCCAACUGAGCCAGUGAGGAUUAUCCGUCUCCCUCCUGAAUCUCUCAUUCCUUCAGAAUCUCAUGAGAAACAGAAAUAUCCUCUGCUUAGUCUUAAAGGGGAGCUUCUGGGAAGCUGUAAGGAUUUUCGAAUGAAUAAUUUCACCAUGGAUGAAAUGGGACUGAUGCGACUGGGCUCUUCACUCACUCACUUCCUUAAAGAGGUGUCAGAAAACCAGUUCAUCACAUCUGUACAUGCACUUAUGCCCUUACAGUCAGAGGGUGUAGCUGAGGUUGGUGGUGGUUACAAUAAUGAAGAUGAUGCUGGUGGAGACAUUCUUCCUCCGCUGGAAGACCAUGGCAUGGAUGUGGAGUCUGAGGAGUUGGUCGAAAGGCAGCAGGCCCCCAGUGAGGGGAGGAUGCUGAGACCGAGACCUGUGGAACAGCAAGUGUCAGAGGAGCCCAAGCAGCUCAAGGAAAUUGUGGACCCUUGGAAAUGGCAUGACUCAUAUGUUGCAUUUGGGGAGGACAAGCCUCUCAAAACAGGAAAAUGUUACAAAGUGCCAGCAGGUCUGGAGGAGUCAGGAAAGAGGAAGAGGAAGGGCUCUUCAAAAUUGCAGGACUUUGGGAGCUGGUUCUCUAAAACCUUUGAGACUGCAGAUCACAAACUAAAGAAUGGGCCUACUUAUCCUGACCUUAACUACAUCUUUGUGAGUAAAAUGGACCAGCGCCUGAAAGUACAAAAGCACAUGCUUAGGAAAGGGGGUGUUUUUGUCUCCGAUGAGGAGCUGAAGAGAACUUACUUGGAACCAGAAAAUCAUGAGGACCAGAUUGAGGAGGUCCGGCAUCUAGAUGUAGAGGGUGAGGACUUUUCAGAUCAGGAACAUGACAACUUGGUUGAUGAACUUGAACCUGCACACCUUGGUGAACCGGAGCAAAUUUUCCAAGACUUGCAUAUGAGCCGGAUAAGUUAUGAAGACCUGGUGAAGAAGAGUGUGGAUUUGUUUCUGGUGAACUCUCAGAAGUAUGCACAGGAAACAGCGUUAUCUCGAAGAGUGAAAGAGUGGGAGGAUGGUAUCAACCCUCAUCUCUCUGCUCAGGAGACCCGUCCAGCUUUUGACAUCCAUGAGUAUGGAGACAGGAUCGUUCAGGCACUCACUAGUGUUGGGUUGAAAAAAUCAUUUGCUGCCAUUGUCAAAGGCAAAGAGAACACCGAAGCCUGCAGAUAUAUGUUGGCUACAUUACAGCUGGCCAAUGAUUACACAGUGGAGAUUGACCAGGGGGAUGGUCUUGAAGAAAGCGUAGAUACAAUGGCUCUCACAUUACUGACUACAAAGAGGGCUCAUGAACGUCUCAAAACCUACAAUGCACCCUCUGCAACAGAUAUUCCCUGAC